Dichotomopilus funicola is the source of this 1485-nucleotide messenger RNA. Its product is annotated as P-loop containing nucleoside triphosphate hydrolase protein. The transcript has 5 exons. Bases 1 to 1485 code for a protein of 494 amino acids. NCBI's taxonomy places the organism in Eukaryota, Fungi, Ascomycota, Sordariomycetes, Sordariales, Chaetomiaceae. The record is from RefSeq and is a predicted model, not a curated record. Gene Ontology annotation, molecular function: ATP binding; nucleic acid binding; RNA helicase activity.
AUGUCGACCAAACGCAGGAAGAUUGGCCAUGGGAGUGGCAUUAAGGAAGCGUCUGUACAAUUACCCAAAACGAAAUCGAAAUCAAAACCCCAGGCUAUACCCGCAACGAUCGAGCCGUCGCAACCUCCGGUAUCCGAAGCCGAAUCCGAAACUCUAGACGAUGCAUCAGGGGAAGGAAACGGGGAACCGGCUCAAAAGUCUUUUCAAGAUCUGGGUAUCGUUGACUCCCUUUGCGACGCUUGCGACCGGCUGGGCUACAAGAAACCAACACCGAUCCAACAAGAAUCAAUACCAUUAGCGCUACAGGGUCGUGACAUCAUCGGUAUUGCAGAAACGGGUAGCGGUAAAACUGCGGCGUUUGCGCUCCCCAUUCUUCAAGCGCUUCUCGACAAACCUCAACCGUUGUUCGCGCUCGUCCUCGCUCCGACAAGAGAACUUGCGGCGCAGAUUGCGCAGUCGUUCGAGGCUCUUGGGUCCCUGAUCUCACUGCGGUGCGCUUUGAUUCUUGGUGGUCUGGAUAUGGUUCAGCAGGCUAUCGCGCUCGGAAAGAAGCCCCAUGUAGUUGUCGCGACACCCGGCCGUCUGUUGGAUCACUUGGAGAAAACAAAGGGGUUUAGCUUGCGAAACCUUCGAUAUUUGGUGAUGGACGAGGCUGAUCGUCUCCUGGACAUGGACUUCGGGCCCAUUCUCGAAAAGGUCCUUAAAUUCCUCCCCCGCGAGCGACGCACAUUUCUCUUCUCCGCGACCAUGUCGAGCAAAGUUGAAAGCCUGCAGCGCGCCAGUUUGCGCGACCCCCUGAAAGUCAGCAUCUCGUCGUCCAAGUACCAGACCGUCUCGACCCUCGUGCAAAACUACCUCUUCGUGCCGCACAUGCACAAAGACACUUACCUGAUCUACCUAUGCAACGAGUUCGCCGGCCAGACAAUUAUCAUCUUCACACGCACCGUCCUCGAGACUCAGCGGAUUGCCAUCCUCCUCCGUCUCCUCGGUAUGGGCGCCAUCCCACUGCACGGUGGCCUUUCCCAGUCAUCCCGUCUCGGCGCGCUGAACAAGUUCCGCGCCGGCUCAAGGGAGAUUCUGGUGGCGACCGACGUUGCCGCCCGUGGUUUGGAUAUUCCCAAUGUUGACUGUGUCAUCAACUUUGACCUACCUCAGGAUUCUAAGACUUAUGUGCAUCGCGUGGGUCGUACUGCGCGUGCGGGCAAGUCGGGUCAUGCUAUCAGCGUUGUCACUCAAUACGAUCUCGAGAUUUGGCUGCGGAUCGAAGCCGCCCUAGGUACCAAACUUGCUGAAUAUGCCCUUGAGAAGGACGAGGUGAUGGUUUUUAAGCCGCGGGUCGAGGAGGCCCAGCGGGAGGCAAAGAACGAGAUGAAGGCCCUCAUGGAAGAUCGCGGCAAGAAGGGGUCAGUGUUGAAGGGGGGUAAAGGCCGCAAGCGGGGACCGCCAGGGUCGGGCCGUGAUAAUAUGGAUGCCGAGGAAGGCUAG